Molecule: messenger RNA, 1242 nt
Organism: Trypanosoma rangeli
Lineage: Eukaryota; Euglenozoa; Kinetoplastea; Trypanosomatida; Trypanosomatidae
Exons: 1
Coding region: 1-1242 (413 amino acids)
Biological process (GO): rRNA processing
Cellular component (GO): Pwp2p-containing subcomplex of 90S preribosome; small-subunit processome
Molecular function (GO): protein binding
Source: RefSeq, a predicted model, not a curated record
AUGGCGUCUCGUGCUUGGGUGGACGAUGCAGAUCACAACGCGGGUGAGGAGCUGCCAGGUUUUGUGAAGCAGUCUCAUGUGCUUCCCGCAUGGGCCACCACGUCCACGCAUGCAGACCGCAGCGUUAUUGGCGACAAUGGUGCAGCCAGAAGUGAGGUCGUCGUCUCUUCCUCAUCCGCACUGAUGAUGACAGCCCAAAAAAGAUUUCGUGAUAAGGACCUGGACGAACUUCUCGCGCGGACGGAGCCACUUUUGACGUCGAAGCACGACCGCAAGCAUGCUGCUCUUCCACCUGUCCUUUCCGUGCUUCCCCUUCCUCGUGAUUCUGCACGGACGGUUCAGUGGCAUCGCAACGGGCAGCUGGCAGUGGUAGGUGGCAACCACCACUUGUACCUUUUCCAUGCAGCCGGCAAGUUUGUGGAGCAGCUCUCCAAGACAGAUGUGGAGAAACGGGUCGAGCACACAGCACUUGGGGCCUCAGGCGAAGACGUUGUAAUUGUGGGACAUCAGUCGUACACACCAGAUCUAUUGGUGCUCGCUACGGAAAAACUGAUUCCGUUGAGGUUUCUUUUUACGCGUGAUUCCGCCGUAUAUCGCAAUGGCCGACGGGACAAUGGAAAGCAUGACUUUUACAUCACCAACGUGGCAUUGCCGGCAACUGAUUUAUCCACCAGGCUGGUGGCUAUAUCAAGUGGAGCCACCGUGACAAUUGGGUCCUUGUCAUCUGGUAGUGUCACCCAUCGCAUCGAGAGUAGCGAUCCUGUUGUGGAUAUCUGCUUUUCAGGAGGUCCACAUGAAGUAACUAUUGCCACGCGUAAUAAACUGACGGUGUACGAUUUACGCAAGACUGCUCAGUUUCUGUGUGAAACCUGUGACGAUGGCACCGUAGACAUCACAACGUUUGCCACCUCCGACUCUGCCUUGGCUGUAGGGUCUAAAAGCGGUAUUGUUAAUAUUUACAACAAGGGCUCUGCAGGACCCGCGAAGACUCUCAAGAACCUGACGACAAGCAUCAAUUGUUUGGCAUUUGGAGAACGCAGCAACGGUGACGCGGUGCUUGCGUACUCGACCAAGGCCCAGAAGGGUGGAUUUCGUCUCGCCGUGCUCCCAGAGUGCCGUGUCGUGCCGUCCUUUCCUGCUGUUUCGCAGCGUCACCAGUUUAUUCAGAGUUUGGCCUUUGCCCCAACCGUUCCUGUGCUUUCUGUCGGUGAAAAGCAGAAGGUCACGAACUACGCGUUGUGA